Molecule: messenger RNA, 2156 nt
Organism: Misgurnus anguillicaudatus (oriental weatherfish)
Lineage: Eukaryota; Metazoa; Chordata; Actinopteri; Cypriniformes; Cobitidae
Biological process (GO): cellular response to lipopolysaccharide; immune response; cell surface receptor signaling pathway
Cellular component (GO): external side of plasma membrane
Source: RefSeq, a predicted model, not a curated record
CGAGAAGCAGCGCAAACUAAUAGCGCAUUUAUGAGAAGAAACACUGCAGUGCAGAUCAAACACAGGAUUCAAACUCUCUUUAUCUCAAGAGUCACAUAAACAAGACGCAAAGCUGACAGACAUUCAAUUUAAUCUUCUGUGAUGUCUGAAUGAUGAUGUUUAUUCAGCAGGAGGUGAUGAAGGGACCGCUGCUGCUGAUGUGUCAGGCUCUCCUCUGUUCGGCUGUCUCAGGUCUGUUCACAGUGGAUGUAGAGCAGAAGUCGUACGAGUCGGAGCUACACGGUGACGUCAAACUUGUCUGCUUGUUCUCACAAGUCAAAAGUCUGUCUGACCUCUUGGUUAUAUGGCACAGAAUUGAACCUCUGCCUGAAAUAAAUGUCUAUCGAUAUGAGAGAGGCAAAGAAAAGCAGAACUACACCAACGUUGUGUUCGGAGAUCGAGCUCAGCUUAUCCACGAGCAGCUGAGUCAAAGUCGAGCUGUAUUACACCUGAAAAAGCUCAGGAUUAAAGAUUCGGGCACAUAUCAGUGUGUGGUGAAAUAUCAGCAAGAUGAUGUCGACUACAAACACAUCACGCUCAGUGUUACAGCGCUUAAUACUCCAAUAAAGAAAAGUGUGAGAAAAACAGAAGUUGAAGAUGAGGUGGAAUUGUCCUGCGAGUUUGCGGGAUACCCGCUGGCAGAGGUUCUCUGGAGCGAUGGACAAACCGUAAACCUCACAGAGAAAUCCAGCAAAAGGACACGCGUCACAGAUGAAGAUCUCAUCAACAUCACCAGCAGAUUGACGGUGAGACGAGACCUGGUGAGAAACUACACCUGCUCGUUUCUCACCGAGGGGAAAGUCAGACAGACGACCACCUUCAUUAUCCCACAUGAAAUUCCUGCCAGUUCUUCUCAUCAUUAUGUUUGGAUCGGAUCUGUUAUAGUGGUCUUACUGGUCAUCAUCUUCAUCUCCAUCAUUUACCACAAAAGAAAAAACGGCCAGAAAGACAAAAGAAGUAAAUCAUCGAAAUGUCCACCUCCGUUCCCACAAACCGCUGCAAACAAUGACUGUUUACUGACAAUAUAUGAGAAUACACCACAUCCAUGUGACAUCACACGGGAAGAGCAUGCGGAAAAACUUCAGACUCUUAGAGACGCCCUGAUACAGCGAUAUUCACAACCCAUCACAGAUACAGAAAUGAACACCAGAUUGAUGUCAUACUGCAGUAAUGUGCUGCCACACGUGCUUCACCUCAGGGAAGGCCAGGCUGUGAACGUCAGCUCUAUUUUUCCUGAUAAAAGACAAACAAUUCUCUUGCUGGGAAAACCAGGAAGCGGAAAAACCACCACAGCCCAAAUUCUGUCAUCGUGCUGGGCACAGAGUCUCACUAUAGACCCCUGGAACAUCAAAGACCUCCAGCUGGUUGUUUCUGUAAACUGCCGAGGAACUAAUGGGGAUUUUUUCCAGUUGGUCAAAUCCAACAUUCCCAACGAAACACCAUUAGAUGUGUCUGACAUCAGAGAGACGCUACUGGGUUCAACAGACUGUUUAGUGAUCCUGGAUGGAUAUAAGGAGGGAAACAGAGACUUGGACGAAACACUCGGGAUGUUUCUAAAGGAGCGUCAGACGUGCAGGAUUUUAGUGAUGUCACAUCCGGGAGAAUGUCCGAGUCUGGAGAACAAAGUUGGGACGGUAUUGAAUCUUAUCCACAAAUCAGAUGACAAGUCUGAAACAUGAACUUCAGUUGAUGGAGAAAUAGAAACAUUUUAUUGCAGGAAAGACAUCAUCCAGGAAGAUUCAGAUUCCUGUACUUAAUCUUAAGGAUCGAUCUUAAACUCUUACAGCGCUCUUUUCUAUGAAAUUGUGGUAUGAACUGAGAUAAACUGUAUAUCUGGCUGCAGUCAAAGUCAUUUCACAAUGUUGUUUGUUUUGUAUUCCCAGUAGAGGAUAAUAAUGUGAUAAUUCAUUAUUGCGAUACAAAGUACUUCUUAUGGGAGUAACACAGUUUUGGUUUUACUGUUACAGGAAAAAGCAUGUUGUAGCUACUCGUAAAUGAUUUUAUUGGCAACAGCCUGCUGUUAUGCAAACCGUCUAUAACAAAAGAUCAGUUUUGUAGUUUUUGUUUGUUUAAAAACUAAAUGUACUUGUUUUAUUAAAAUGUUAUUUUUGAUAAUC